UGCCUUAUUUUGUACCAAACCAAAGAAUGAAGCUGUUCGUAGUUUCGUUGACGCUUUUUUGCGUCAACUUCGCAUUAGCGCAAAAAAAUCCAAAUUUUGUUGAUGGUCGUGGUACCAUCGUGCAUCUCUUUGACUGGACUUGGUCAGAUAUUGCCGAUGAAUGUGAGAAUUUUUUGGGACCUAAUGGGUUUGGAGGAGUUCAAACUUCUCCACCCAACGAAAAUAUUAUUUGGGUGCAAAAUAACGACAGACCAUGGUGGGAGGCAUACCAACCUGUUAGUUAUAAGUUGGAAAAUAGGCAUGGAAAUGAAGAAGCCUUUAAGGAUAUGGUUAAGCGGUGUAAUGCCGUUGGAGUAAGAGUAUAUCCAGACGUAGUAGUAAACCACAUGGCCUCAAUAUCAACCGAUGGUACCGCUGGAGACGUUUGUGACCCAACCAAUAGAGACUACCCGGCUGUUCCUUACACCAAAGAACACUUCCAUCCCACUUGCGGAAUGGACUAUAAUAGUCCAAGCGCUAUUAGAAAUUGUGAACUUAGUGGUCUGCCCGAUUUAAAUCAAACCGAAGAUUAUGUUCGUGAAAAAAUCAAAGAUUACAUGAACCAUUUGAUCGAGAUUGGAGUGGCUGGAUUCAGAAUUGACGCAGCCAAGCACAUGUGGCCUGAAGAUUUAAAAAUCAUCUACGGAAGUUUAAAUGAUUUAAACACUGAUUAUUUUAGUGCUGGUUCGAGGCCAUUUUUCUAUCAAGAAGUUAUUGAUUAUGGCAAUGAUGUUGUAUCAAAGAAGGAAUAUAUUGACUUUGGACGUGUUUGUGAAUUCAAAUAUGGCAACCUUAUUGGACCCUGCUUUAAAGGACAAUGUCCAUUUAAUUUACUAAAUACUUUCGGAUUCGAUGAAGACCAAUGGGGAGUCAUCGCUGGAGAACACACAUUAUGUUUCGUAACCAACCACGACACAGAAAGGGACAACAAUCAAUUUUUAAAUUACAAAGAUGGUAACCUUUACCGCGGAGCUGUAGCUUUUAUGUUGGCUCAUUAUUAUGCUGGAGUUCCAAAGGUUAUGUCUGGAUUUGAGUUUGAUGGCAGAGACAGCGGACCACCUCACGAUGAUAACUUUAACAUCCUCAGUCCAGUUUAUACUGAAACCGGUUGUAGCAACGGUUGGACUUGUGAACACCGUUGGACUUCCGUUGUUGGCAUGGUUCAAUUUAGAAAUGUUGUUGCUGGCACCGAUAUGCAACAAUAUUGGAGCAAUGGUAACCAAAUUGCUUUCAGCAGAGGAAACAAAGGUUUCUUUGCAACAACUAUUGGUGGAGAUAUCAACCAAGGUAUUCCCACUACAUUAGCCGAUGGUACUUAUUGUGACGUUAUGACUGGUAAACUUUCAAAUGGAUCUUGCACUGGGAAAACUGUAACAGUUUCAGGUGGUAAUGUGCAAGUUCAACUGUCUGCUGGUGGAGAUGAAAUUGCAAUGGCUAUACAUGUAGAAUCAAAAUUAUCUUAGUUUUAGAAUAUUUUAUUAAUAAAUUAAUUUACAGCAA
This is a messenger RNA of Anthonomus grandis grandis, 1539 nucleotides long. RefSeq names its product alpha-amylase-like. The transcript is spliced from 8 exons. NCBI's taxonomy places the organism in Eukaryota, Metazoa, Arthropoda, Insecta, Coleoptera, Curculionidae. Gene Ontology annotation, molecular function: cation binding; alpha-amylase activity. The coding region runs from base 27 to 1502 and encodes 491 amino acids. Gene Ontology annotation, biological process: carbohydrate metabolic process. The record is from RefSeq and is a predicted model, not a curated record.